Messenger RNA from Homarus americanus (American lobster), 2166 nucleotides. Its product is annotated as proline-rich protein 36-like. Bases 1 to 2166 code for a protein of 721 amino acids. The record is from RefSeq and is a predicted model, not a curated record. NCBI's taxonomy places the organism in Eukaryota, Metazoa, Arthropoda, Malacostraca, Decapoda, Nephropidae. The transcript has 4 exons.
AUGUUGGUAAUGAUGAACGAAAAGCAGAGUCAUGGUCUCAAAAACAUAGGAAUUGAGGCAUGUGAAAAUAAAACGGUUCCUCAUAGUAGUACAGAGCAGGCAGCGUCCUCGAAGGGCAAGAGCGGCAGCUCCUCAAGGUGGAGAGGCAGCGUCCUCAGAACAGAGCAGGCAGCGUCCCCAGGUGCACAACAGGCAGCGCCUCAGGGGCAAGAGAGCAGGCAGCGUCCUCUGAUUGCAACAGGGCAGGCAGCUUCCAGGUGCAACAGAGCAGGCAGCGUCCUCAAGGUGCAACAGAACAGGCAGCGUCCCCAAGGGGCAAGAGGCAGGCAGCGUCCUCAAGGUGCAACAGAGCAGGCAGCGUCCUCAGGGGCAAAGAGCAGGCUGCGUCCUCAGAGUGCAACAGAGCAGGCAGCUUCCUCAGGUGCAACAGAGCAGGCAGCGUCCUCAAGGUGCAAGAGAAGGCUGCGUCCUCAAGGCAACAGAGCAGGCGCUUUCGGUGCAACAGAGCGGCAGCGUCUCAAGGUGCAACAAGGCAGCGUCUCAGGGAAGGCAGGCAGCGUCCUCAAGGUGCAACAGAGCAGGCAGCGUCCUCAAGGGCAACAGAACAGGCAGCGUCCUCAGGGGCAACAGAGCAGGCAGCGUCCUCGAAGGUGCAACAGAGCAGGCAGCGUCCUCCAAAGAGCAGAGAAGCGUUCUCAAGGUGCAACAGAGCAGCUUCCUCAAGGUGCAACAGAGCAGGCAGCGUCCUCAAGGGUGCAACAGAGCAGGCAGCGUCCUCGAGGGCGAGGCAGGCAGCGUCCUCGAAGGGGCAAGAGAGCAGGCAGCGUCCUCAAGGUGCAACAGAGCAGGCAGCGUCCUCAAGGGGCAAGAGAGCAGGCUGCGUCCUCAAGGUGCAACAGAGCAGGCAGCGUCCUCAAGGUGCAAGAGAGCAGGCAGCGUCCUCAAGGUGCAACACAGCAGGCAGCGUCCUCAAGGUGCAACACAGCAGCAGGUUCCUCCUCUGUCAGGAGUUCUAGGCAGCCGGCAUCCGCGUGGUUGAGUGAGUCAUCGGUAUCCCCGGAUAAGGCUCUGUCUCCACCCCUCACUACCUCGCCCUUCAAAUCCAAUCCCCGGAAAUUGUGCCCGUCGGAAUCAUCCCCGGACAAACGUCCCCGGAGUGCCUCUAUCCCCCAGUCGCCCUCGAUCUGCCUGUCUUGGAGUGCCAGUGCACCUGAGAUCAUCACGGAGCGCUUCCCUCGGAGUGUGUCGCUCCCGGAUUCGUCCCUUGAGGAGCAACUUUGGCCGGACUCAGUGCCUGACUCGCCCUCGGGUAAGGCCACCCCCUGGACUAGGCUCCUACCUCGGACGCACUCGUCCCUGGUCUCGCUCUCGGGGUCACCUUCUUACGUGUCCCUGGACUCGAGUCCACCGUCGUCGCCGCCGUCCUCGCCCCCAGGUCACGGAGGGUUCAACAUGCCGCGACCCCUGGCACAGAGCGCCCUCAUGAGGCCAUUCGUGGCCCUGGCGCUGCCCGGGAUGUACCUCGUCUAUAAGUAUAACCAGUACAAGAGGCAGCAGCAAGAAGCCAACCGACGCAAAGCAGCAGAGAGGGAACUUGUGCAGCUCAACCACAAAAUCCUCUCCUUACUGCACCCCUGGCCCGCUCUCCUUACUGCACCCCUGGCCCGCUCUCCUACUGCACCCCUGGCCCGCUCUCCUUCUUGCACCCCCGGCCCGCUCUCCUUACUGCACCCCGGCUCUCGCCUGCACCCUGGCCAGCUCUCCUGCACCAAUGGCCCGCUCUCUAACUGCACCCCUGGCCCUGCUUCUCAUACUGCACCUGGCCCGCUCUCCUUACUGCACAUGCACCCCUGGCCCGCUCUCCUUACUGCACCCCCGGCCCGCUCUCCUUACUGCACCCUGGCCCGCUCUGCACCCCUGGCCCGCUCUCCUUCUGCACCCCGGCCCGCUCUCCUUACUGCACCCCGGCCCGCUCUCCUUACUGCACCCCUGGCCCGCUCUCCCUGCACCCUGGCCCGCUCUCCUUACUGCACCCCCGGCCCUGCUCGCAACUGCACCCCUGGCCCGCUCUCCUUACUGCACCCCUGGCCAGCUCUCCUUACUGCACCCCCGGCCAAGCACACCUUACACCUUUGGUUUUCCCUUCAAAGUCACACAGCGAUCUGA